Molecule: messenger RNA, 2784 nt
Organism: Elephantulus edwardii (Cape elephant shrew)
Lineage: Eukaryota; Metazoa; Chordata; Mammalia; Macroscelidea; Macroscelididae
Product: zinc finger MIZ domain-containing protein 2-like
Exons: 18
Biological process (GO): protein sumoylation; regulation of transcription by RNA polymerase II
Molecular function (GO): zinc ion binding; SUMO ligase activity
Source: RefSeq, a predicted model, not a curated record
AUGAACCCCAUGAAAUCCACCCUCCCCCCUGUAACUCCCAGUGAUGGUUCAUUCACCUAUGAGUCUGUGCCUUGGCAGCAAAGUGCCAGCCAGCCCACAGGGUCGCUGUCUGUGGUGACAACUGUGUGGGGAGUUACCAAUACGUCCCAGAGUCAGGUCUUGGGAAGCGCUAUGGGCCCUGGAGGGAACCCUUCCAGCAGCUCCGUGAUGCCUGGCAUGGCAGGCGGCAGCUCUGCGCUCAACUCACCGCAGUUCCUUGGGCAGCAAGCAUUUGCAGAGGGUGGCGCCAACAAGGGCUACGUGCAGCCAGGGCUAUAUGGCCGUGGGGGCUACCCCGGAGGGUCGGGCUUCACCACUGGGUAUGCGGGUGGCCCGAGUGGCCCCGGGGCCCUGGGCCUCCCUUCCCAUGUAACUCGACCCUCCACCGACUUCACUCAGGCCGCCGCCGCUGCUGCUGUAGCUGCCGCGGCAGCCACCGCCACAGCCACGGCCACAGCCACAGUGGCUGCCCUCCAGGAGAAGCAGACCCAAGAACUAAGCCAGUAUGGAGCGAUGGGGGCUGGACAGUCUUUUAACAACCAGUUUCUGCAGCACGGUGGUCCCCGAGGGCCCAGUGUGCCCCCCGGCAUGAGCCCUCCCAGCAUGGGGGGGGUGAUGGGCCCCUCCGGCCUCUCCCACCUGGGCUUGAAUCAGAGCCGAGCAGUGGGGGUGACAGCCCUGUAUGGAGGGCAGCGCCUGCCCCAGCACACACACCCCGGGCCUUCCCAGGCCCAGCCGCUGCCCCGACAUGGGGUCAAAAGAGUCUACUCUAGCGAGGUAUAUCCAGGGCAGCAGUAUCUGCAAGGAGGACAGUAUGCACCCAGCACUGCCCAGUUUGCUCCCAGCCCUGGGCAGCACCCUACACCGUCUCCCUCUUAUCCUGGGCACAGGAUGCCCUUGCAGCAGGCCAUGGGGCAGUACUUAUCUGGCCCUGGUCCCACGGCACUGCACUACAAGUCCACAGACCAGUUCAAUGGACAGAACACCGGCUUCAAUGGGGGGAGCUACAGCUACAGCCAGGCAAGCUGGAUGAGCGGUUAAUGGGGGUCUGGUCCUACAAGGUCCAUAACUGGCUAUCCCAGCUCCCCAUUGCCGGGGAACCCCACACCUCCCAUUACCCCCAGCAGCACUGUCCCCUACAUGUCUCCAAGCCAGGAUGUUAAGUCUCCCUACCUGCCUGACCUCAAGCCUAAUGUGAGCUCCUUACACUCUUCCCCUUCUGGAAAUGGUCCCUGUGAUGAGCUGCGAUUGACCUUCCCAGUACGAGACGGGGUGGUCCUGGAGCCCUUUCGUCUGCAGCACAACCUGGCUGUAAGCAACCAUGUCUUCCAGCUGCGUGACUCCGUCUGUAAAACCCUGAUGCUGAGGCCUGACCUUGAGCUACAGUUCAAGUGCUACCACCACGAGGACCGGCAGAUGAAUACCAACUGGCCUGCCUCUGUGCAGGUCAGCGUCAAUGCCACGCCACUCAAUAUUGAGCGUGGAGACAACAAGACUUCCCAUAAGCCCCUCUACCUGAAGCAUGUCUGCCAGCCAGGCCGAAAUACCAUCCAGAUCACCGUCACGGCCUGCUGCUGUUCCCACCUGUUCGUGCUGCAGCUGGUGCACCGCCCAUCGGUCCGCUCUGUGCUGCAGGGCCUCAUCAAGAAGCGCCUCCUACCAGCCGAGCACUGCGUCACUAAGAUAAAGCGCAACUUUAGCAGUGGCACCAUCCCAGGCACCCCAGGGCCCAACGGAGAAGAUGGAGUGGAGCAGACAGCCAUCAAAGUGUCCCUGAAGUGCCCCAUUACCUUCCGCAGGAUCCAGCUGCCUGCCCGUGGGCAUGACUGUAGGCACAUACAGUGUUUCGACCUGGAAUCGUACCUACAGCUCAACUGUGAGCGGGGCACGUGGAGGUGUCCUGUCUGCAAUAAGACAGCACUGCUGGAGGGCCUGGAGGUUGACCAGUACAUGCUGGGGAUCCUUAUCUACAUCCAGAACUCUGACUAUGAAGAGAUCACCAUCGACCCUGCCUGCAGCUGGAAGCCAGUGCCCGUGAAGCCAGACCUGCACCUGAAGGAGGAGCCUGACGGGCCAGCGCUGAAGCGUUGUCGGACUGUGAGCCCUGCCCAUGUGCUCAUGCCCAGCGUCAUGGAGAUGAUCGCUGCACUGGGCCCCAGUGCUGCCCCUUGUGGGCCCCUGCAGCCUGCCUCAGGCCCUGUGCCCAGUGACUAUCCCAGCCAGGGUUCCAGCUUCCUGGGACCUGGGAGUUUUCCUGACUCCUUCCCACCCACCACACCAAGCAGCACCCCAACUCUUCCUGAGUUCACCCCAGGACCACAGCCCAUCUCCUACCAGUCUGACAUUCCCAGCCUCCUGACUCCAGAGAAGUCUGCCUCCUGCCUCCCAGGCCAGAUGGCUUCAACAGGCCACCUGGACCUGGCACACAGCUCUGGGCCACAGGGGCUGCACAAUCCCAACCUUGGGGCACCCCCCCGGCCACAGCUGCACCCUCAGAACCCUCCCCCCCCAUCUCGGCCACCUUUGGGCCAGGCAAGCACAGGGCCUGGAAAUGAGCUGGCCUUUAACCCCAGCACCAGUGUGUUGGGGCCCACCAGCAUGUCUGCAGCCGGAGAAGGCCCAGAGCCAGCUCUGGAUCUGCUCCCAGAACUGACCAAUCCUGAUGAGCUGCUGUCGUACCUGGGCCCACCCGGUCUGCCCACAAACAGCAAUGAUGACCUCCUGUCUCUCUUUGAGAAUAAUUGA